AAUUGGCAUUGGGUUGGAUGACCUUCUCUAGCCUCACCGCCUCCGGUGGCUGUUUCUUCUCUGUUCCCUUCGUCUCUCGCUGAGAACCAAAGCUUUAAGCUCUUCGCCUACACCAUUCUCCCGGAUUAUAUCCGACAUCAAUCUCGAUUUCCACGACUAUUUCAGGAAUCCUGUUUGGUUUUCCGGUAGUCGGAGAACAGUAAAUUGUGUUCGCCGACGUAUAUUGAGUGGGAAGGAUGGCUACAUAGGGCGAGUUUCAUUCGUCCGGUGAAGUGUGCAACGAGGUAUACACAUGAAGUUGCGAGAUGGCCAGAUGGGACGAGAUUUUUUCUCUUCCAGUACAGAAUCCUCCGACCUUGGAAUUUUCAUCUUCUGAUCUUGUGUGGUCAAAGGUAGAAGGAUGGCGUAACAACAUGGAUAGAGUUGCUGUAAUCCCUUUUGCUAGAGUUGAUGAUUUCGUUCGCGGUGAAUCUUCAAAUAAAGAAUGUCCAACCAGAUUUUAUGUUGAAACAAGGCGACGUCGAGCAUUGGAAGCACCGUUCAAGGCAAAGGUUGAUGGUGUGUUGGAAUACAUUUUGUAUUGGUGUUCAUUUGGUCCUGAUGAUCAUAGGAUGGGGGGAGACAUACGACCCAGCAGAAAUACUUAUGUACCGAAGAAGAAAAGUGCUGGGCGGCCAAACACUAAGAGGGGUUGCACCUGCCACUUUAUUGUCAAACGCUUAAUGGCUGAACCGUCUAUUGCACUGAUCUUAUAUAAUGAAGAUAAGCAUGUUGAUAAGACAGGGUUGCCAUGCCAUGGUCCUCAAGACAAGAAGGCUGAGGGUACUCGUGCUAUGUUUGCACCAUACAUCUCUGAAGAUCUUCGCCUACGUGUAUUGUCGCUUCUAUAUGUUGGUGUUUCUGUGGAGACCAUUAUGCAGAGACAUAAUGAAUUGGUGGAGAAACAGGGUGGUCCAUCCAACCGUGAUGACCUUUUAACCCAUAGGUACGUAAGAAGACAGGAGAGAAGCAUCAGGCGUUCCACUCAUGAACUUGAUGAAGAUGAUGCAGUAAGCAUCAACAUGUGGGUUGAAGGCCAUCGAAGCAAUGUUUUCUUUUAUGAAGAUUUUACUGAUAUGAACAACUUUACUUUGGGAAUUCAAACGGAGUGGCAAUUGCAACAAAUGAUACGAUUUGGCAAUCGUGGCCUACUUGCAUCAGAUUCCAGGUUUGGAACAAACAAGUUGAAGUUUCCAGUUCACAGUCUGGUAGUAUUCAAUUUAGACUACUACGCAAUUCCAGUAGCCUGGAUUAUAUCACCGAGAUUUGCUAGUGGGGAUACCCAUAGGUGGAUGAGGGCUCUUCAUAGUAGAGUUCAAACCAAAGAUCCGUCAUGGAAGUUGGCUGGCUUUGUUGUGGAUGAUCCUCUUGCUGAUGUACCAACAAUAAGGGAGAUAUUUCAGUGUUCUGUUUUAUUAAGCUUUUGGCGUGUCCGCCAUGCAUGGCAUAAAAACAUAUUGAAGAAAUGUGCAGAAAUUGAUAAGCAAGCUGAGAUAUUAAGACAACUUGGGCAAGCAGUGGACAGAGUUUGCCAAGGUGAUGAAAACGUGGAUUCAUUUGAACAGCUGAUUAAACAUCAAAUUGAUGAUCCAGAUUUUAUUGACUACUUUAAGGCAACCUGGUGUCCGAGACUAGGGAUGUGGACUACUGCACUGAAAAACCUCCCACUGACCAGCCUCGAAACGUGUGCUGCAAUGGAGCUUUACCACAACCAGUUGAAGCUCAGAUUGCUGAAUGAGAAAGAUAUUGCUGUUUAUCAGCGUACAGACUGGUUGGUCGGCAAGCUGAGUACAAAGGUACAUUCUUACUUUUGGCUUGAUGAGUACUCAGAGAAGAAUAGUUUUUCUCGGUAUUGGAAAGAUGAGUGGAUGUGUGGUUUGACAUAUUGGCGCAGAGCAUUGAGAAUUCCAGACUCUGAUGUUAUUCUUGAAGGUAGUACUGCAAAAGUUACCGAACAAAUUACUCGAGACAGGAAACUUGUUGUCUGGAAUCCGGGUUCACAGUUUGGUCUUUGUGAUUGUCGAUGGGCAGAAAUGGGUAAUCUAUGUGAGCAUAUGUGCAAAGUUAUUAACAUAUGCCGUAAAAAAGGGACUACAAGACCAUCAGUGAGCUUAUUGCAGUACCAGAAGGCCUUGAUUGACAUGCUGCGUUGUCCACCUCAUGAUUCUUUAAUACGUGAUCAUGCUGUAUCCCUUGCAAUGUCUGUCCAGAAGAAGUUGAAUGCACUAAUCCGUAUGGAAAGCAACCUAGAGUCUAGGAGUUCUUUCCGGGACCAUAUGAUAAAAACCCUGGAAUGUCGAACUGAUAGGGAAAUAUCUACUGAAGACGCACAAUUUCUGAGGGAUAAUGUACUUAGGGACAAGUCCGAGUCGAAUCAGCACGAGAUUGACUCUGCCUCUGGACAGGAAGCUUCUAAUAAUAUUACUGAUAAUGCUAGUAGUGAGCUCGUUGAUUUAACUGUGACUGGAAACCGUGUGGGUGGUAAAACUCCUGGGGAAGAAUUCCCUUGUACAUCGGGUACUCACCAGCUUCCUAAAGUACACUGACUUGUCCCUUAGUGGAAAGACUAACGCACUCCUCGAGAUAUGAAUGAGGCUCUGCAGAGUUGCCCGCCCAACUCCACUUACUCUUGUAACCUCGGUUCCUUUUUCUGAAACCUACAUUUCACAUGAACUGGAGACUUCCUCCUGAUGGAUAUCAAUACGGCAUCGAUCUACAUAUCACCACCUCCUCUAAAUUCUGUUGAAGAGGUUGUAGGUAGCAAUUCCUUCCGACAAAGUAAAAAUAUAGUACCAACUGAUAUGGAGUACGAAAAUCUACCUUCCAGUUACAGUACCAUCUGUAAUUUAAAUAAAUUUGUAGACAAUCAGGCUCAUCAUCAAGAACAGAUAGAAGUAGAUCCACCUGCCAGAUAUGAUGUUUUUCUACUUUAAACUCGGAAUAUGAAAGCACGAGAUUCUUUCUGCGUGUCUGGGUAGUGUCUGAUCAUCGCUGCCUGGGAUACUCAACUUGCUGGAUGUUCCUACAUGAAUAUGAAUUUUUGUAUACUGACUUUACAAAUAAAGUACCAUUGCACA
Molecule: messenger RNA, 3116 nt
Organism: Cucurbita maxima (winter squash)
Lineage: Eukaryota; Viridiplantae; Streptophyta; Magnoliopsida; Cucurbitales; Cucurbitaceae
Exons: 6
Coding region: 306-2585 (759 amino acids)
Source: RefSeq, a predicted model, not a curated record